AUGCUCCAUGACGAGCGUGAGCCAAGUGUGCAUGUCGCGCGCACAAUAUCACGGACAAGCGCUCUGCAUGCGCAAUAUUGGAUCCGCAAGGACGCACAGUCGAUCAGAUAUGUACCGAGGGAUGGGCUGCCCGUGCUUUGCGCUGUCGAUGGAGCCGGCGCGAGCCAAGCCAGCGUAACACACCGGACUCCCGCCCGUCAGAUCCAUCCGCCCCGCUACUCCUCCUCUCCAUCCUCUCCUACCCGCCGUAACUAUCCCUCUGUAUCCACCAUCUCUUCUGUGCUAUCCUCCCCGAAGCCUACAGCCUACAUCCUCCAGCCCAACCCCUCCCACCGCCGCUGCAGCUGCAGCUACCGCAGCUCUAGUCGGUGCCAGCCCCGCCACAGCAGCCUCCGGCACCCGCAAAGUCCUGCACUCCAAACGAUCCUUCGGCACAAAACACUCCCUCGCCCACAACCGCCCCGUGCUCGACUCGCCCGCCUACGACGCCUCCGAGGAAGACAACGACCCGCUCACCGACGACGGCGCCUCCGCCAUCUCCGUGCACGUCUCCGCCCCGCCCGCCGCGCGCCCCCCGGGCCGUCCUCCUCGCGCAACGGCCUGAGCGCACGCGGCCUCGGCCUGCGCCCGCGCCACGCCCUCGCCGCGGCCGUCGUGUCGUCCGACGACGGCGGGGUCGACUCCCCCACCUACGACGGCGACGUCGAGAGCAUCAUCACCACGCGCGGCGGGCUCCUCGGCCGCGAGACCCCCCGGUACGCGUCCAGCAUCGCGUCCACCCUCACCUCGCCCCUCCUCUCCUCCUCCGUCCUGCCCGAGAGCGACGACCCGCCCGAGACGGCCGGCGAGGAGGCCCACGCACCCGCAGGGCCCGCGGUCGCCCCCGCGACGGCCUCAGCGGAACCCAACGCGCAGGACCCCCCAGCAGCGCCCGCGCCCGCGCUCGCGCUCACGCUCGCCCCCACCGAGCCCGCCCCCGCGCCGAUCUCGGUGCAGGCCUUCAACCCGGCGAACCUCACCCCAGCGGACAUCCAGGAGUACGCGCGGGCGUGCAUCGCGGGGACGGAUCCGCACGGCUCGCAGCGCCAGUACCGCAUCAACGCGCCGCCGGCGGACCGCGCCGUGCGCAUCUACGCGGACGGGGUGUACGACCUCUUCCACUUCGGGCACGCGCUGCAGCUGCGGCAGGCGAAGCUCGCGUUCCCCCGCGCGCGGGCGCGGGCGCGGGCGCGGUGUCGGGCGUGCAUCUGCUCGUGGGGGUGA
This is a messenger RNA of Dichomitus squalens LYAD-421 SS1, 1263 nucleotides long. RefSeq lists its product as uncharacterized. Gene Ontology annotation, biological process: CDP-choline pathway. NCBI's taxonomy places the organism in Eukaryota, Fungi, Basidiomycota, Agaricomycetes, Polyporales, Polyporaceae. Gene Ontology annotation, cellular component: nuclear envelope. The record is from RefSeq and is a predicted model, not a curated record. The transcript has 3 exons. Gene Ontology annotation, molecular function: choline-phosphate cytidylyltransferase activity; phosphatidylcholine binding. Bases 1 to 1263 code for a protein of 420 amino acids.